GCUGGCCUGAUUCCUUCCCGUUGCACGAAGCAAAUCUCAUGCUCUGACUACCUCCUUCUAGCUCCACUUCCACAGAUCCACCAUCCCCAAUUGGCAGGCCUGCUCGUAGCUGGGUAGCUCCUUGCCGUCCGGCCAGCUAGCUUACAUUAUCCUCAUCGUGUCCAACUGAGACACCGGCCAGAGGGACAUGAUCCUGGGCUCCAAAGCAUCACGGAGUGAGCUGGCCUGAUUCCUUCCCGUUCCACCAAGCACAACUCAUGCUCCGACUAUCUCCCCCGAGUUCCAUUUCCAACCACCAUCCAUUGACCAGAUUGGAUCCAGAUCCAGACAUCCUCCAUUGAAAGGCCUGCUCCUAGCUGGUUAGCUCCUUGCCGGCCGGCAGGCUUUGCAUAUCCUCACCGUGUCCAACUGAGAGACCGGCCAGAGGGAUGGCGGACAUGAUCCUGGGCUCCGCCCAGGGCGCCGUUGACUCUCUGCUGGGGCGCCUCACAUCGGCCCUCGUCGACGAGGCGCAGCUGCUCGGCGGCGUCCGCGGCGACGUGCAGUUCAUCAAGGACGAGAUGGAGAGCAUGAACGGCUUCCUCCUCCACGUCGCGGAGGCCGACGAGGAGGACCACCAGGUCGGAGCGUGGAUGAAGCAAGUCGCGGAGGUCGCGUACGCCUCCCAAAACAGCAUCGACCUGUACAUCCAGAGCAUCGGCGCUGGCCGCAGGCAGCCAGGCCUCCUAGGCUACCUGAGCCGGCUGCCCAAGCUGGUGUGGACCCUGCCGACGCGUCACCGCAUCGCCAAUCAGAUCCGGGAGCUCAAGAUCCGGGCCUGCGAGGUGGGGGAGAGGCGCAUGAGGUACGACGUCAAAGUGCCCGAUAAUAGCAACCGUCAUCACGCGAAUGGUAGCAAGGCAGGAUGGCAAGCUGCCGGAAAUGAUGACACCAACGAGCAAGAAGAUGCUCGACGGCGCGUAUUGGCUGAUGCUCUCUUGACUCUCACCGCGGACGCCUUUAUGGGUGACGACAUUGCUGCUUACUUCCCUCAGGCCGACGAGAUUCAUAAGGAUAAGGGUACCUUCUAUAAGGGUGCCUUGAUAAAGUUGAUGAAGGAUGUAGGAGAGGACCAUGGCGGUGACGGGCAACACAACCUUAAAGUUCUAGCAGUUGUAGGAAAGGGCGGCAUGGGCAAAACAUAUACUGCAGAGAGCGCUUGCCGAGAUCCUUCUGUCGUGAGCUCAUUUGACUGCAAGACUUGGAUUACCUUAGGGUAUAGACCAACUCAAGCGGCCCUGUUUUUCCGGCAGGUCCUGGAAGGACUAGCCAGUCCAGCAGAUCAGUUCGACUUGGUUGCCAAGGAGGAAGGGCUUAUGGCACAGCUUCAGCUGCACCUGAAAGGUAAAAGAUUCUUGCUCGUGCUUGAUGAUGUCUGGGAUAGAUCUCUAUGGAAUCUCAUCAAAUCUGCUUUCCCCCAUGAGAAUUGCGCUCCUGGUAGUGUCAUACUGAUUACCACACGUUCGACUGAUGUGGCCUUCUCAUUUUCUCCCAAUGAAUACUUGGAUAUGAACACUGAUAGUUAUUUCUACUCAUCCAACGCAAUGAACCUCAUGAACAGCAACAACAAAAGCAUUGAUCUGCAGCUUGUUUUGCGGGACAUUGUCUCAAAGCCCCAGACAGUCAGGUUGUUUCUGCGUGCUCUCUAUGUCAAUCCUAACAGGACCAUAGCUGAUUUGCGGAGUCUGUGCGAAAAGCUGGACAACUCCACCACGUUAUCAUCGAACAAUGCAAGGGAGCUACUAAAGUUCUGUAAUCUGACUAGCAACUGCAAGAAUUGUUUGCUAUAUCUGGCUAUUUUCCCUGAAGAUACCAUCUUUGAACGGACAAGGUUGGUAAGACGAUGGGCCAGUGAAGGCAUGACUGCUAAAAGAGGCCGACUAAGUGCACUAGAUGAAGCUGACCACUGUUUUGAUCUGCUUGUCGCCCACGGGUUUCUUACACCAAGGUACAUGGAUGUUACAGGAAAGGUGAAGAGCUGUACAAUGGGUGCCGUCAACUUUGACAUUGUUACACAGAUUGCAAGAGAAGAUGAUUUUGUAAAGAACAGCCAUUACCCUGACUUGGCUCAUCGCCUUUCUCUUCACUAUGAAAUCCAACCGCACCAAGCUGAGAAGGAACUACAUGGAACUCGGUCGAAAGCCUGUUGGAAUAUUUGUGGCCAUUUGAAACGAAGUGACCAAACAAUAAUUGAACAAUCCAAUGCCACCGAACAGUUUUUGCAGUCGCUUCCUUCGUCGACCCACUUGGGGAUUCUGAAGGUUCUUGAUCUAGAAAACUGCAAUGAAUUGAAGGAUGGCCAUCUGAAAAACAUUUGCAGCCAUGUAUUCCACCUCAAGUACUUGAGCCUUCGGAAAACUGGCAUUACUCAACUACCCAAGCAGCUCGACAAGCUUCAGUCCCUAGAGACCUUGGACAUUCGUGAAACAAAAGUAAAAACUUUUGCCAAAAAUUCCCUUUUUCUGCCAAAGCUAAAGCAUCUGCUUGCUGGCCACCGCACUGAAGACACAACCCAAGGUGAUGUCCAAUCAAAAGAGACGUUUUCCACCGUGAAAAUGCCCAAAUAUAUCGGGAACAUGACAGAACUGCAGGUCCUAUCUCACAUUGCAGUUUCUGGUGACGGCAGUGAACUAAUUGAUGUUGGUAACCUACUCCAGCUGGUUAAGUUGGGUGUGGUUCUUUCUGGAAGCAAGAGAUCAGUCUUCUGGCAUUUGUACCAUGCAAUUGGAAAGCUUAGAAAAUGUUUUCGCUCACUCUCUAUCCGAGUCACAGAGCUAAUAACUGAUCAAGAGGACGGGAGCAUGAACAUGGAAGAGGCACCCCUCAUACAUCCCAAGUACCUUCAGAAGCUAAAAAUCAGUGGCCUGAAAAAUGGAUUGCCUUCAUGGAUUGAAAAGCUCAAGGUACUCACCAAAAUAACACUGCAUAUGACUUUCAUAACGGAUGAUGACUUCAAAAUCCUUGGCCGACUCACAAGCUUGUCCUGCCUUAGGCUCCAACAAGAGUCAUGCAAUGAAAGUACACUCACCUUCAGAAAAGAUGCAUUUCAAAGUCUCAAGUUCCUUGACAUUGAGUGCUCAGCCAUCACCAAUAUAAACUUCGGCAAUGAGGCCUGUCCUAAGCUGAGGAAGUUAGUUUGGUCUUCCACUGGUGAACAGUCUCUUUCCGGGAUUGAGUACCUUCCAAACCUCCAAGAGCUCAAGCUGACAGGCAGCUUUGACUUGGAAAGUGUGAAACAAGCAAUUGAAGCAAACAUGAACAAGCCUAUCUUGGUAACAAACUGAAUCAAUGCUUAGGUUCAAGAGGUGAUCCACAUUUGCUCCUUGACUGACCUCUCCAGAUGCCUCAAUGCUGCUCUUAUUCCGGGGCAGAAAUGUAUCUCAAGAAAAGAAUUUAUUUCUUCACGGAUUAUUGGCAUCCAGUUCCACUCCUACAUAUUUGAUUUAUUUCGUCUGUUGUAUAAGUUAUUAUGUGCACUGCAGUGAUUGAACUGGUGUGUAUUUGUUCAGGUCACUCGAAUUCCAGUGUGUUGUGUUGUGUCAUGUCGUGUGCUAUUGUUAGCAUUUGUUCACCCAGACACAUGUAUUUCGUUCAAUAAAAAUCAAGUGUUGUUGCU
Molecule: messenger RNA, 3655 nt
Organism: Triticum aestivum (bread wheat)
Lineage: Eukaryota; Viridiplantae; Streptophyta; Magnoliopsida; Poales; Poaceae
Product: disease resistance protein PIK6-NP-like
Exons: 1
Coding region: 429-3323 (964 amino acids)
Biological process (GO): defense response to other organism
Molecular function (GO): ADP binding
Source: RefSeq, a predicted model, not a curated record